UGCUACAAUAUGGUGGAUUUAGGCAGAGACAAAAGUGUAACCUAUGCCAACUUUUAUAAUAGGAACCGAUUUUACAGCUUUCCGCAUUGACCUUAUAGAUGUGCUCAUCGGUUCUUUGGAAUAGCCUGCUCCACACAGUUGUUCACUCUGCUGCAACCAGUGUCCACCCUUUCUCUACUCAGGCUGCAGUUGAAUACUAAGAAAGCCAUGGCUGUCCAGCAGCAAAUCACCACUGUAACCACCACCCAGAGCUCAGGGCAAUGGAGCACAGGACUGUUUGACUGCUGCUCUGACAUGGGCACAUGUUGCUGUGCCACUUGGUGCUUCCCCUGUUUUCAGUGUCAGACGGCCUCCCACUACGGCUGGUGUGCCUGUAUGCCCCUGCUGGACCCAUGUGCCUUUAUGGCUGUCUCCUGCUGCAUGCGCUCCUCCAUGAGAGAACGCUAUGGCAUCCAGGGUUCGACCUGCGUGGACGUCGGGUUGGUGUGUUGCUGCUACGCUUGUGCCUGGUGCCAGAUGGCUCGUGAGGUUAAGACACGGACCACAUCGGGCAUCCAGCAGGUUCACAUGGUCACCCAACAGCUUCACGUGGCUUAGGACCCAGAAAAGAGAGUGGUAAACUAGAUGGCCAAGCAAGAAGUGCAAUUUCACCAGAAAUGUUGAGCAAGUGCUUUAACUUUUUGUUCCUUAUCUUGCGUGACGGUUAACAUGGGGGCGUACUGUUUGCAUUUUAUAGUUUGAAAAAGAACACACUUCCAUAAUUUUGCUAUCAUGGCUGAAUAGUGACGUCCAUGAAUGAGGGCUCGCAUAUAAUACCACUACAAUCUAUAGCAACCAUACUGUGUGUUGAAUGUACUGUAUACUUCAGAUGUGUCUUUAGGAGAGAAAUGCUAUACCAUCAUUAAUGUCUGAAUAACCAUUGAAUGUUCAUGUCAGGCUUAAAACAUUAUAAACAGCUUACCAUGUACUUGCCCUUCUUGUGCACUUGUCUUUUCUUCCUAGUCCUGACUUUGCUGAACGCUGCUCCAUCAAGGAAAGGUUUGCUUAAAAUGACUGUGAUAUGUGCUUGUCUUACCUAGCUACCUUAAGAUUAAUGAUAUGUGCUUGUCUUACCUAGCUACCUUAAGAUUAAUGAUAUGUGCUUGUCUUACCUAGCUACUUUAAGAUUAAUGAUAUGUGCUUGUCUUACCUAGCUACCGUAAGAUUAAUGAUAUGUGCUUGUCUUACCUAGCUACCGUAAGAUUAAUGAUAUGUGCUUGUCUUACCUAGCUACCGUAAGAUUAAUGAUAUGUGGUUGUCUUACCUAGCUACCUUAAGAUUAAUGAUAUGUGCUUGUCUUACCUAGCUACCUUAAGAUUAAUGAUAUGUGGUUGUCUUACCUAGCUACCUUAAUAUUAAUGAUAUGUGGUUGUCUUACCUAGCUACCUUAAGAUUAAUGAUAUGUGGUUGUCUUACCUAGCUACCGUAAGAUUAAUGAUAUGUGCUUGUUUUACCUAGCUACCGUAAGAUUAAUGAUAUGUGCUUGUCUUACCUAGCUACCGUAAGAUUAAUGAUAUGUGCUUGUCUUACCUAGCUACCGUAAGAUUAAUGAUAUGUGGUUGUCUUACCUAGCUACCUUAAGAUUAAUGAUAUGUGCUUGUCUUACCUAGCUACCUUAAGAUUAAUGAUAUGUGGUUGUCUUACCUAGCUACCUUAAUAUUAAUGAUAUGUGGUUGUCUUACCUAGCUACCUUAAGAUUAAUGAUAUGUGGUUGUCUUACCUAGCUACCUUAAUAUUAAUGCUCUGGAUAAGUGUGCCUGCCAAAUGACUAAAUGUGUAACCCGUGAUUCAAAUGCCAACCACAUUUCAGUUGAGUGUUCUUAUGUUUCAAUCCCUUUAAGAGUGUGCUCCUAAUCUCAGCUUGUUACCUGUAUAAAAUACACCUGGGAGCCAGAAAUCUUUCUGAUUGAGAGGGGGUCAAAUACUUGUUUCCCUCAUUAAAAUGCAAAUCAAUUUAAAACAUU
This is a messenger RNA of Oncorhynchus nerka (sockeye salmon), 2003 nucleotides long. Its product is annotated as cornifelin homolog A-like. Lineage: Eukaryota; Metazoa; Chordata; Actinopteri; Salmoniformes; Salmonidae. Bases 208 to 597 code for a protein of 129 amino acids. The record is from RefSeq and is a predicted model, not a curated record. The transcript is spliced from 4 exons.